Molecule: messenger RNA, 1184 nt
Organism: Zea mays
Lineage: Eukaryota; Viridiplantae; Streptophyta; Magnoliopsida; Poales; Poaceae
Product: late embryogenesis abundant protein Lea14-A
Exons: 2
Coding region: 399-944 (181 amino acids)
Biological process (GO): response to desiccation
Cellular component (GO): cytosol
Source: RefSeq, a predicted model, not a curated record
AGGCGUAAAAUUGAAAAUAAUCCAUUCACGUUCGGUACUGAUGCAGCGACCAUAAAUUGCUAGUAUGAUCCUACAGACUCAAAUGAUGAUGGAUUAAAAACGUGAAGACUUACCAGCAUGCAAGGAAGCGUCACAAGAUCCAUAUCGUUCUCACGGACUGCCCACGAUCAAAAGCAUGCGAUGCAAGUCCGUGUGCUCCGCGCGUUGUCGUCGAUGCACCCUGUACGCAUGCAGCAUGCCAGGCACAGGAGCAUGACCCGCGUUCUCCGCCUCGCACUAAGGCCGACGCCUUCCUCUCUUGGAUCGUCGCGCGGUUCCCCUUCCUGUUUCCACCUCCGCCCGCGUCGAGCGAGGGACACACCGCCUCCGGCCGCGCGGCACGAUCUCCGUUCCCCAACAUGAGCACGACAGAGGAUGAGAGGUCCGGCGCCGCCGCAGAAGCGGGAGGAGGGGAGGAGGAGAGACGGGAGAGGAGCGUCGGCCUGAUGGCCGGCCUCGUGGACAGGGCCAAGGGCUUCGUGGUGGAGAAGGUGGCGCAGAUUCCCAAGCCCGAGGCGGCGCUGGAUCGAGUCUCCUUCCAGAGCAUAAGCCGCGAGGGCGUCGAGCUGCACAGCCACGUCGACGUUAGCAACCCCUACUCGCACCGCAUCCCCAUCUGCGAGAUCACCUACACCUUCAAGAGCGCCGGCAAGGUGAUAGCGUCGGGCAUGAUGCCCGACCCCGGGUGGAUCGCGGCGAGCGGUAGCACCAAGCUGGAGCUACCGGUGAAGGUGCCGUACGACUUCAUCCUGACGCUGAUGAAGGAUCUGGGAGGGGACUGGGACAUCGACUACCUGCUGGAGGUAGGGCUCACCAUCGACCUCCCCGUCAUCGGCGCCUUCACUAUCCCGCUCACCACCGAGGGCGAGAUCAAGCUCCCCACCUUCCGAGACUUACUGUUCUAGGCAAUCGGCAAAUGAAAUGAUUUAUUAUCCAUAUCAAAAUCAGUGCUCUAUCAAAGCAAUGAUGGUCGAUUAGCAAUAUUUGGGUUUCUAUAUAACUGUUCAGGGAUUUAAAACAAUCUCACACCGGUGUGAAAAUAGAUGACUUGACAGUCAAAAAAAUAAUAAUGCCAUGAGGCACAUGCAUGGCCGUGUGUGGGUGAUUGGAAUUUGGAAUGAUAUAAUACAAGAUCAAUAGAAGUA